AUGCUCUCUAGCAACAAUACAUUAGCCGUAGAUUAUAGCAAAGGCAUAUCUUCAGAUGAUAUCUAUGUCAUCUUGCAUGAUUCCUACUGUCUUGGUGCACUCUCACCGUAUUUUGAACACCUACCUAUUCUAAAUGUGAUUGAAAAGUAUGCCGAAUACAUAACUUCGGUAAACGGCAACAUCACACCAGAAACACUGGUACAAACCUUUGGAAUGAGGCCAACGGAUGCCUCUCUCCUCAUAUCAGUGGUGUUUGCGGGCAUCGAGGAUAUGGCCAAUACGAUAACAACAAUCGCACAUGAUAUCAAACCUCAUCUGCCGCAUCCUACCAACCCAAAUCUGAUUGCACCUCUUUAUAUUACACUCACGGCUUUUACCGCCUUUAUCAUGACGUUACGGGUGUUUUCAAGGCGUAUAGUAGCUAAUGGUAUCGCGUCGUUUGAUUGGCUCGCACUAGUUGGUUUCGUAAGUCUUCUAGCCCGAAACCCCCUAGCAUCAAAUUUUGAUGACGACAGCAUGGGGGGCAUUGGCAAUCUACCAUUCAAACAUCAGUAA
Molecule: messenger RNA, 555 nt
Organism: Orbilia oligospora ATCC 24927
Lineage: Eukaryota; Fungi; Ascomycota; Orbiliomycetes; Orbiliales; Orbiliaceae
Exons: 2
Coding region: 1-555 (184 amino acids)
Source: RefSeq, a predicted model, not a curated record